Molecule: messenger RNA, 1463 nt
Organism: Lolium perenne
Lineage: Eukaryota; Viridiplantae; Streptophyta; Magnoliopsida; Poales; Poaceae
Product: protein DUF642 L-GALACTONO-1,4-LACTONE-RESPONSIVE GENE 2-like
Source: RefSeq, a predicted model, not a curated record
AUGGCUUGGCCUUGCUGGCUUGCUCCAUCGAUCCAUCCACAUUAUAAGCUCCAGAGUCCGCGAGCCGAGAGCUCAGUCCCAGAGCACGGAAGGGAGCUCAUGGCGAAGGGGACGCCAUGCAUGGCGCUGCUCGUGCUCCUCGUCGGCGUGGCUGACCGAGUGGUUUCGACCGCCACGGACGGCGGCCUAUUGCCGAACGGCAACUUCGAGGAGAGACCAGACAAGUCCCAGCUGAACGGCACCAUUGUGAAGGGUCGCUUCUCGAUACCGCGCUGGGAGAUCUCAGGGUUCGUGGAGUACAUAGAGUCCGGGAGGCAGGGGGAGUUGGUGCUACCGGUGCCGGAGGGCGCGUGCGCCGUGCGGCUGGGCAACGACGCGUCCAUCCGGCAGAAGAUCAAGGUGACGCGGCGUACGGAGUACUCCAUCACCUUCAGCGCCGCGCGCACCUGCGCCCAGGCCGAGAAGCUCAACGUCUCCGUCAUAUUCGACUCCGGCCUCCUCCCCAUCCAGACCGUCUACACCAGCAGCGGCUGGGACUCCUACGCCUGGGCCUUCAGGGCCAAGCACACCGUCGUGUGGCUCACCAUCCACAACCCCGGCGUCGAGGAGGAUCCGGCGUGCGGCCCCCUCAUCGACUCGGUUGCUAUCAAGACCCUUAGUCGUCCCCGCCGCACCAAGAGUAACAUGCUGAGGAAUGGGGACUUCGAGGAGGGCCCGUACAUCUUCCCGGGGUCGACGUGGGGCGUGCUGGUGCCGCCCAUGGACGAGGACGACUUCUCGCCGCUGCCGGGGUGGAUGAUCAUGUCGGACACCAAGUCCGUCAAGUACGUGGACGCGCCGCAGCACAGGGUGCCGCAUGGCGCGCGGGCCGUGGAGCUGGUGUCCGGGAGGGAGACUGCGCUGGUGCAGGAGGUGGCCACCGUGCCGGGGCGCUCCUACAGGAUGCUGUUCUACGUCGGGGACGCGGCGAACGGCUGUGAGGCCUCCAUGAUCGUCCAGGCGUACGCGGCGCGGGCGAGCCAGCAGGUGCAGUAUGACUCCAAGGGCGUGGGUGGGUACAAGCGCGGCAAGAUGGAUUUUGUGGCGGUCGACAAACUCACGCGCGUGGUGCUCCAGAGCAUGAACUACCACAUGAAGCCUGACGGGACGCUGUGUGGACCGGUCGUGGACGACGUGUCUCUCGUCAGCGUUCGCAAGGGCGCUGCUCGCCGGUUAUUCAGGUGAACUUUUUUCGGUUUACCGAGCACUAGCGAGUAGCGACCUCUUAAAAUUAAGUGUAGGAGGAAAUUUGUGGCUAAAGUGAGUGUGCUGAUCUGUAAUAGACUCAUAGUGUAAUCGCUGGAGAGGGUCUAUUAUUGUAGUAGGCUUGCCAAACUAACUGCACCCAAAGGUAUGUCAUGAUGAUUUAGAUAAUUUAUUUAUGAAGAUAGGGUCCCUCUAGGACUCCGAUUGAUGUUAUCGAA